Messenger RNA from Dichomitus squalens LYAD-421 SS1, 591 nucleotides. RefSeq lists its product as uncharacterized. The transcript has 4 exons. The coding region runs from base 1 to 591 and encodes 196 amino acids. NCBI's taxonomy places the organism in Eukaryota, Fungi, Basidiomycota, Agaricomycetes, Polyporales, Polyporaceae. The record is from RefSeq and is a predicted model, not a curated record.
AUGGCUACCGGUGCUCACCUCGACGUGACCGAGCAGAUCAAGCUCGACCACGACAACGUCCGUGACUUGUUCCAGCGGUACAAGCAAACGGCCGACCACGACCAGAAGGCGGCGAUCGCCAAUACCCUCAUCCGCGAGAUGGCCAUCCACGGCGACGCAGAGGAGAUCUCCGUCUACAACGACUACGCCGCCCUCGGCCUAGGCGACGCGGCCAAGCACAACAAAGAGGAGCACGCGGAAGUGAAGCGCGCGGUCUACGACGCUGACGCGACGAGCAUGUCGCACGACGACUACGACGCCGUCCUCGAGAAGGCGGUCGGCACCUUCCUCACGCACGCCAAGGAGGAGGAGGACGAGCAGCACCCGCUCAUCAAGCAGAGAUUGAGCGCCGAGGAUAACGACAAACUGGCCCGCGCGUUCUUGAAGGCGCGCACGACGGUGCCGACUCGCCCGCACCCGUGGGCUCCACAGUCUGGUGGCGUUGCACAGAAGGCUGCAGGAGUGCAGGGUGCUUUCCAUGACAAGGUCAUCGAGACCGUCGAAGGGCGGGAGUUCGUCGAUCUCAAGUACCAACACCCCAGUUCAUACUAA